Molecule: messenger RNA, 2276 nt
Organism: Salvia hispanica
Lineage: Eukaryota; Viridiplantae; Streptophyta; Magnoliopsida; Lamiales; Lamiaceae
Product: scarecrow-like protein 28
Source: RefSeq, a predicted model, not a curated record
GGGUGAGUGUAUUAGGAGUUUAGACAAGGGAGAAAGGAAAAAAGCAAAGGAACUGGAGGUUUUAGGGUGUGAAGAAUGUUGGCUGGUUGUUCUUCUACAUUGUUGUCACCAAGGCAUAGAUUGAGGAGUGAAGCAUCUGCACAGUUUCAAGCUUGCCAUAUCCCUGCCAUGAGCACACAGAGGUUGGAUUUGCCAUGUAGCUUCGGUCGGAAAGAGGCGUCGCGGCGGCAGCCAGUUAGGCAGGUUGGGAUUUCAGUUGAUAAGGGUAAUGAGUCCAAGAGUUCUCUGAGGCAGAACAUCAAGCUCCCUCCUGUUGCAGCAGAGAGAGGGGGUGAGUUUUGGGGGAGGAGUAAGAAGAGAUAUGCAGCUACAGAUGAAGGGAGUACUUACAUGGGCAGAGUGAAGAAGAGGAAAAAUGGCAAUGGGAAAUGUGCAGAGGAAACGGGUCAGUUUAUGAGCAGUGAAGAUUUCUGGUACCAUGCUAAUGCACCUCAGGUGCCUUUCUCUGUCUCAUGCUCAGGUGAGGAGGAAGGGGAAAGAGGGUGCUUUGACCCACCUCCUCUCCCGCCGUUGUCUAGCAUCCCUUGGUUUGAUUCUGUUGUUACUGAGGUUACUGAUACAGGGAAGUCUAAGGAUGUGCAUCCUCAAAAGGAGGUCUCAGCCUCGGGUUCUUCGAGCACUUCCUCGGGUAGUCAUGGCCUAGCUCUUGGGUUGGGCAGUAGUAACCCCACGGUCGAGCGUGAGGCUGCUGGCAAUGGCUCGUCUUCUCGCAAUCCGAGCGAGGUUGUGGCGGGGCACAAUGGGAGUAGCCAAAGGGAGCAUGAGUGUGUCGAGUUGAUCAACUUAGUUGUGGCUUGUGUUGAGCAAAUAGGAUCCAAGAACAUUGCUGCAGUCAGCCAUUGCCUCGCUAGGCUAGGCGAGCUUGCCUCGCCACAAGGCUCCCCUCUACACCGCCUCAUCGCCUACUUCACCGAGGCCUUGGCCCUGCGCGUUGCAAGGCUAUGGCCUCAAGUGUUCCACAUCACGCCUCCUCGUGAGCUUGAGCACGUAGAUGAUGAUGCAUUGAGGGUCUUAAAUCAAGUGAGCCCGAUCACCAAGUUCGUGCAUUUUACCUGCAACGAGAUCCUGCUGAGGGCGUUGGAAGGGAAGGACAGGGUUCACAUCAUUGAUUUUGACAUCAAGCAAGGGCUACAGUGGCCUAGUUUGUUCCAGAGCUUGGCCUCUAGAGCAAGCCCACCGAGCCACGUGAGGAUCACAGGCAUUGGUGAGUCGAAGCAGGAGCUGAUGGAGACAGGGGAUAGGCUAGCUGGUUUUGCUGAGGCGUUUAAUCUCCCCUUUCAGUUCCAUCCAGUGGUUGAUAGGCUAGAGGAUGUGAGGCUUUGGAUGCUUCAUGUGAAGGAGAAGGAGACAGUGGUGGCGAACUGCGUGUUUCAGCUGCAUAAGAUGCUAUACGAAGGCAGCGCGUUGAGAGAGUUUUUGGGGUUGAUCAGAAGCAGCAAUGCUCAAGUGGUUGUAAUGGCAGAGCAGGAAGCAGCACACAAUGAGGCCACUCUGGAUGCGAGGCUUUUCAAUUCACUCAAGUACUACUCGGCCGUGUUUGACUCCAUUGAUUCGAGCCUCCCCUUGGAGAGUCCGGCAAGGAUGAAGAUGGAAGAGAUGUUCGGGCGGGAGAUAAGGAACAUCAUAGGUUGUGAGGGGCGACAACGGUUUGAGAGGCAUGAGAAGUUUGACAAGUGGCAGCAGCUAAUGGAGCAAGGAGGGUUUCGUUGCGUUGGUGUUAGUGAAAGAGAGCUGCUUCAAGGGCAGAUGAUGUUGAAGAUGUACUCUUCUAACCACAAUUAUAGGGUGGAAGUGCAGCAAGGGUCGUCCUCGUCCUCAUCCGCGUCACUGACCCUGAGCUGGUCGGAUCAGCCUCUUUACGCAGUGUCAGCAUGGGCUCCGGUUAAUGGUGGUGGAGGCUCAUCGUCGUCGUUGCCUCGUUGAUGGUGGUGGUGGUCGUCGUCAGUCAUUCUUUUAAACAGAAACAGAUACAAUUGAUUCUUUGUAGGUAGAAAAAUGAUAUUGAUCAUUCUUUCAUUCGUUGCAGAUAUCAUUUGCUUUGAGGUAGUCAUGAGAUAUAAUUUAAUGCUACAUAGGUUUGUAGUUUUGUUUGGUUUAUAUUCUUUGAUUCGUUUCUAUGUAUUUGUUGCAUUUAGUGAUCAAUGUAUUUUUUUUCAAGAUUAUAGAGGCUGUCAUAUGUAAUAACAUGAUUAAUGGAAAAGUUGAAUGUUGGUUUU